CUGGUGCGGGCGCUGGGCCUGUCCAACUUCAACCGUCGGCAGAUUGAUGAUGUACUCAGUGUGGCCUCUGUGCGUCCAGCUGUCCUGCAGGUGGAAUGCCACCCAUACUUGGUUCAGAAUGAGCUGAUUGCCCACUGCCAAGCACACGGCCUGGAGGUAACUGCUUACAGCCCUCUGGGCUCCUUUGAUCGUGCUUGGCGUGAUCCUGAUGAGCCUGUCCUGCUUGAGGAGCCAGUGGUCCUGGCACUGGCUGAAAAGUAUGGCCGGUCCCCAGCCCAGAUCUUGCUCAGGUGGCAGGUCCAGCGGAAAGUGAUCUGCAUCCCCAAGAGUGUCACACCUUCCCGUAUUCUUCAGAACAUCCAGGUUUUUGACUUCACCAUUAGCCCAGAAGAGAUGAAGCAGCUAGAUGCCCUGAAUAAAAACUUGCGAUACAUUGUUCCCCUGCUUAAGGUGGAUGGGAGGAAGAUCCCGAGAGAUGCAGGGCACCCUCUGUACCCCUUUAAUGACCCAUACUGAAACCACAGCUUCCUGGCUUCCUUUCCAUCUCUCCAGCUACGAGGUCCUGCCACCCCCACAGUAGUUAAUAAAGUCAUUGGAGCAUCUACA
Molecule: messenger RNA, 606 nt
Organism: Hipposideros armiger (great roundleaf bat)
Lineage: Eukaryota; Metazoa; Chordata; Mammalia; Chiroptera; Hipposideridae
Gene: AKR1A1
Product: aldo-keto reductase family 1 member A1
Exons: 6
Source: RefSeq, a predicted model, not a curated record